Lottia gigantea (owl limpet) is the source of this 498-nucleotide messenger RNA. RefSeq lists its product as hypothetical. The coding region runs from base 1 to 498 and encodes 165 amino acids. The record is from RefSeq and is a predicted model, not a curated record. The transcript is spliced from 5 exons. NCBI's taxonomy places the organism in Eukaryota, Metazoa, Mollusca, Gastropoda, Lottiidae.
AUGACCUAUUUAUUAUACACAUAUUUAUUCAUACGAGGGUUACAUGACAGACAAGAGGUCCUGAACGCCAGACUGGAAGUGUUAAAAUACCUGAAAAAUCAACAGAAUGAUAUAAUAGAUUCCUCACAUCCUACAGAAGCUGGUGUUCUUCAAUCAGGAUGUGGUGUUGGUUGUCUCCCGUUUAUGGAGAAAUUGCAAGAUUGUUAUGGAAAUUUGGAUGUGGAGGCAGUUGGGCUAAAAGGUACUGGUUGGUUUACUACAGAUCCGUGUGAAAUAACUAAUAAAUUUGGUGGACAGUGGAAGACUAUAGAUUUUAAAGCCGGUGACGCCACGAUAUUUACAAUGAGAUGGCAGCCAGCAGACGAUCCAGUUGAUUCUAGAUAUAUUGGUGAUUGUAAAAGAGAUAGUACUAGGUUUGGUUUAUACAGUUCAGAUUGUAAACAAACUGAAACUGUUAAUACUAUAGAAAACUAUAAAAUAAAAUGGGGGUUGAAUUGA